AUGAUGGACUCGGCCGUUGAGAAACUUCUCGUGACGCUUGUUGACGGGCGGUCCGAUGGUAUUCGUUUCCGUCAGGAUAACCUUCGCAGUCUCCAUGAAGAAAUGCGGAAGGAGUCCGGAACGCUAUGCGCUGCGCAGGAGAAGGAUACCGGAGCUUCACAGGCGGAGAUAGAAGCCGAGUAUUACCUGGCAAUGGAGGCUGUUCGUCACUUUUAUGAAUCUUUGGACUUUAGUACGGAACUUGAGGCCGAGUAUUUUGUGGCGCAAGGAAAAGACAAUGCGGGCAGGCGAGCUGGGGCUGGGCUGGUGAUAAUCAGGCCGACAACAUACACUCGAUUGUUCUCCAUCCUGAACCCACUUGCGGCGGCCUUGGCUGCCGGGUGUGUUGUUGCCCUUGAGCAAAUUUUCCAGCUCGAGGACACCCUGCUACAGCUCGAUUCUGUUCUCCGCAGCAUCUUCACCCGAGCCUUGGAUCAAAAUGCCUUCUGCGUCACCAAGAAGAUCGCAGACCAAUCUCUUCUUGACGCAGCAAUCCUUGUGGAUCAGACAGGAACUGCGCCCAGUGCAAACCGAGUAAAUCAUCUUGUGUCCGCCAAUACCACACGUGCUGUGGCCAUUGUUGAUCGCACUGCCGACGUGGAGGCUGCGGCACAGGCCAUCACAGCAGCUCGGUUCGGUUUUGGCGGACAAUCGCCGUAUGCGCCGGACUUGGUUCUCGUCAACGAGUACGUGAAGAAGGAGUUCUUUGAGGCUUGCUCGAAGCAUGCCACUCUCGCUUUUGCGCGUGAGACGACCGUUCGACGGUCAAGUGACAACCAAAACGAGCAGACGAGGAGGGCCGUGCAGGAGGCUGAGGAGAAACGGUUGAUAUCCAGCUUCGGCUCGCGCGACUUCAAGUUAAUCGAUAUCAAGGACAAGGAUUCCUCACUACUCAAUAUGAAAAUCAGCGGGCGCUUCCUGCCCAUCGCGAUUUCUUCGGGCUUGGUAGACUCGAUUUAUACGCACGAAUUUGAACAACCUCUCUUAGCCAGUUAUCUCUUUGCUAGCCCUGAUGCGGCGAAAUACCUCUCCCAACACAUCUCUUCACAUGUCUCCUAUGUCAAUCAAAUCCCAUCAAGCCUGCUUCUCGGCCCGGCAGCCCCCACCUCACACGAUCCGGUUUUGGAAUUCCGUUAUAGCAAGGCAAUGUUCUCAGUAUCCAGACCGCAGAUCAUCGAAAAGACUUCCGGGUCACUUGCAAAAGUUGAGCAACUCCUUUCCGGCUCAAGUGGUAUCACUGCUCAGGGGAUGCGAACGUUGGCUGUUGCACCAUUGAAGCCGACGAAUCAACCUGGAAAUAGUAGGUUGGGAUUCUUCGAGCAGGGAUUCGUGCUCGGCGCCAGCCUUAUCAUGAGUGUUGUGUUGCCAACUCUAGCGUAUGGAACAUGGAUCGGUGGUCGGCGAGCGGUGGAUUACGUGCUGAAGCUCAGGCGCUAG
Molecule: messenger RNA, 1476 nt
Organism: Colletotrichum truncatum
Lineage: Eukaryota; Fungi; Ascomycota; Sordariomycetes; Glomerellales; Glomerellaceae
Product: putative aldehyde dehydrogenase
Molecular function (GO): oxidoreductase activity, acting on the aldehyde or oxo group of donors, NAD or NADP as acceptor
Source: RefSeq, a predicted model, not a curated record